Molecule: messenger RNA, 1819 nt
Organism: Mercenaria mercenaria
Lineage: Eukaryota; Metazoa; Mollusca; Bivalvia; Venerida; Veneridae
Exons: 2
Coding region: 42-554 (170 amino acids)
Source: RefSeq, a predicted model, not a curated record
UUCCAGGCCAGAUCAAGAAUCAGUAUGUGAUUGGAUAUUUCAUGUGGCGUGUCAUGACAGGAAGACACCAGGAGAUCGAAUACCAUAUGCAGAUUCCUGGCCAUACACGCUGCCUUGUUGACAGUGGAUUUGCUUCUUUAAAGAAGCUUUACCGGCGCACCGAUUGUGAUUCCCUUGUUCAGUUGCAACACGUUGUUGAUAUGUCGUCUGCGUCAAAUGAAGCUGUUCGAUAUCCUGCUUGGCAAUGGCGUGACUGGAAAUCGUUCUUGGGACCUGUUAUUAAACCAAUGCGUGGGAUAAGGAAGUACCAGUACUUCAAGAUGUCUUCUGACAAACCUGGUGUAGUAACUGUGAAAGAGAACAGAGACACAGAUGAAACGACUGUAAACGUGCUGCGGUCUCAGGAUCGUGUAUUUCCAGCAGACGACUUACCAACAGUUAUCCCUGCCCAUGGACUUACACGAGAACGCCAGGAUUACCGUUAUAAGGCCGUCAGACCUUAUGUACGCCCAAUGCACCAGGAUAGCACGUGCCCAGCGCCUAGUGAUCAGUAGUUGUUUGACAUUUGUAGACACUUGAAUUGGAAUAUAUAUGAGCCGCGUCACGGAAAAAUGUGCCUUCGGGAAUCUUCGAGGCUUUGCGACCAGCGUGGACCCGGAUCAACAUGCGCAUCCGCGCAGUACGAUCAGGGCCAACACUGUUCGUUGUUACGUCAAAGAAGGCUUAUUCUACCUGAAGAUGCAUUUUCAGGUGUAUUAAUGGUCGGGACAGCCUAAAUAAACACUUUCCGGAACUUCACGAAGAUUCCCGAAGACACAUUUUCUCGUGUCGGGGCUCAUAUGUACUGGUACGUCUUGACUAAAACGAUUAGUAAUUAGUAAUUAUUUAAUUUUUGCUGUUAUAUUUACGUUGUUAUUAUAACAAUAUGUUUAAAUAUAAUGUUAAAUAAAUGUGAAACUAGACAGACAUUGUUUCUUGAAAGGGCAAAAUCGAUGAGACUCAAGAAUUUUAUAAACAAUUAAGUUUUACUCCCAUGUUUUGAAAUAGACUAACCCACACAUUUUUGACGAAAAUAUUUUUCUUUCAAAAAUCAGUAUGUGUUUAUUCUGAAAGUUGCUAGUGGCACAAACUAAUUGAGAUAUGAAUUUGUCAAAGAUGUCCUUAUGAAUGACAAAAUAUAUUGUGAAAACAAUAGUAAACCGUUGCAACGCUUUUCAAAUAAUGUAAACAAAUACAUUAUUUUUGUGUUUUUACGGAUAUUUACUUCUUCUUAUACAUUAUUUUUGUGUUUUUACGGAUAUUUACUUCUUCUUUUCACCAACUUUAUCAUUUUUUCAAUGUUACAUAUUCAUUUUAUUUCAAACUUGGUUAAAAUGAAUAUGUUGAAAAAAUCUUGGAAAACUGUGGGUUAGUUACUUUAAAAUCGCAAUGAUCACUAGAUCUACAUGUAUAUCAAAACGAAAGACGAAUUACCAUAUAUGUAUCUUAUACUGAAUAAGACGUUUAUUUUGACAGAAGAAAUGUUUUCUCCUAUAGUUAUAGCCUGCAGAAUAAUGUUGAAUAGUAAUUAUAACUGACACCGAGACACAUUUUAUAAAGCUCUUUACGACGUUAUCACGACGUCAUAACAGCGCAUUUUUGACGUUCCUGCGCAUAGCACCAUGUAACUUUAAAACUCUAUAAAUAAAAAACUUAUUUACAUAGAAUAAAACGGUUUUCACAGUCAUACUUGUUAAAGCUUGAUAAAUUGGAAAAUGUCAAAACCUAAAAAUCGAAAAAAAUGUCAUUAAGCCCGGUUUUGCUGGAGAACGGCUCAUAU